This is a messenger RNA of Andrographis paniculata, 588 nucleotides long. Its product is annotated as stress-response A/B barrel domain-containing protein At5g22580-like. The transcript is spliced from 2 exons. The coding region runs from base 39 to 389 and encodes 116 amino acids. The record is from RefSeq and is a predicted model, not a curated record. Lineage: Eukaryota; Viridiplantae; Streptophyta; Magnoliopsida; Lamiales; Acanthaceae.
GCUGCUGCAGCAGUGUGCGCGUUACUACUACGUAGAUCAUGGGUUCUGCAUCUGCUCGUGAGUUCAAGCAUUUGGUGCUGGUGAGGUUCAAGGAUGGCGUUCAAGUGGAAGAGGUGUUGAAAGGAAUGGAGAAGCUUGUUUCGGAAAUGGACACCAUCAACUCCUUCUUCUGGGGUGAGGACAUUGAGAGCCAGGAAAUGCUGAGACAGGGAUUCACGCAUGCUUUCCUCAUGACAUUCAGCUCCAAGGAUGAUUUCUCUUCCUUCCUCGCCCAUCCAAGCCACCUCCAAUUCUCAUCCUCUUUCUCCGCCGCCAUUGACAAGGCUCUCCUCCUCGAUUUCCCUGCUGUCACCGUCAAACCGCCGCCGCCACCACCGCCGGCGGCUUAAUUCCUUCUUACAUUGUUAUCACCGCUACUGCUAUUACAGAGCUGCGCGCAUGUCGCAAUAAUAGCUAUUCUUACACUAGUAUUUAUAUAUACUUAUAUACAUACAGUCGCUUCGCUCUGCUUUUUCCCUUUCCCUUUUGUGUGAUCGAGAACUGUCUGUACGUUUCUGAUUAAUAUAUAUAUGUCAAAAUCUGCUUUAA